Messenger RNA from Nerophis lumbriciformis (worm pipefish), 276 nucleotides. The record is from RefSeq and is a predicted model, not a curated record. NCBI's taxonomy places the organism in Eukaryota, Metazoa, Chordata, Actinopteri, Syngnathiformes, Syngnathidae.
AUGAGGAGCACGCAAGUCUUUCUGCUCUGCACGCUUGCGGCUUUGAUGCUUACCAGCGUCUUCUGCAACAAUUCCAGCGGUCCGGAAGAAUGCUGCUUUAAGCACUUCCCUCGAAGACUUCAUUCUAGAAUCUUCAAGACCUAUUUCGUGACUGACAAUCGAUGCCCCAUCAUGAGUGUCAUUUUGGUGACCAAGAAGAACAACAGCAUUUGUGCCAACCCGACUCUCGGCUGGGUUAAAAAUAUCAUGAGAUCUUUAGACGACUCCAACCUCUGA